AUGAAAAUGGAAUCCCAGCGCAAAUCAUCGUCCCAGUGUAACGACAUUUUCUCUAAAAGUUCUUGGCUUUUUCCUUUUUUAUCUAUGUCGUUAACGAUUGCGUUGUUUCUGCGAAUGGAAGCCAUAAACAAUAAGACAGAGAUUAAUGACAUGCGGAUUUACAAAGUUGAAAGCCAAAUGAAGAUUGUGAUGACCUUCCAUGCAACCGAUGACGAGAACGUGAAAUUGUCCCAAGGUAGGCGUGGGUCCGCUUUAACUUUUUUUUGUAACUUUUAGUUCAGAAUUUAAAUAGUUCGCCGUGGAAAAACGAUGAAGCCUUUUUAUAAAAUCAUUACCGGGUACCUUGGAGCCUAAUGCAGAAUGAAAAAGGACACACAUGGCCACCAUUCGGUGAUCAUACACCAUUGUUUUUCAGACUUUUAAGACAAAUGCUACAGAGUAAUAAUUUGGUCGGCGAUCAUCAAACGAGUGACGGAGAUUUGACGAGCUAACGAAAAACAGUAAGACAACACAAUUACCCUUUCAGUAUGAAACAUGUCUCUAAUUUCAAAAUGAUGCAGUUUAAGACAUUUACUCGAAUUCUUCGCGAGAUAACUACAAAAAUCUUUCUUUCCUUAACUGUUAGCUUGUCGUUUAAAAGAAAACCAGUUUAAACGAUAGAAGCUGUAUUCCAUUUGAUGUGGGUUUCACUGUCAUAAUAAUCACGACAACAGGACGUAGGAAACGUUAUUUAACGUCAUUUGAUACUGCUGCACUAAAACCAAAUAACCCAUUUUCCUGUUUUGAUGUAAGAUGGUGAGAAUUUUCCAGAAGGAUUUGCAUACUUACGCGAAGUGUUAUCAAAGAAGAUCAGGUUAUAAAAUUUGCUUGAAAUUUAUUAAGUUUUCGCUUUUACUUCAUAUUUCAUGCUGAGAAAAUGCGAUGUGUGCCGUCUUUUUGUAUUUUUUUUUUUUUUUGAAUGUCUUUCCCCUCUAGAUCUUUUCAAAAAAACGAAAUGGAAACACUGGAGAGAGUAAAGGACUGAAUAAUGUCUACGCGGCAUAUGUCUUUUCACUUUUUAAAUAAAUGUUCUUCAUGUCGUACAAUACAAUAGAGAGUCCUCAUCUAUAAUUUCACCAACUCUCUUUCUCAGUAACUUGUGUAAUCUCGCUUCCUUUCAGAGUCUAUGAAAUCGCUGCUCAGUACAAGAAUUCGACGCAGCAUGAACUCAGCAAGCAACAGCUCGCCGUCAAUAGAGGAUGUACGCCGUGAAAUUAAUAUACGAAUAAGCCAACUGAAACCACAAUCCUGGUGUCAGCCUUCAAAAAAUGCCUGCGUCCCAGGUCCUCCGGGUGAAAAAGGAAGUAGAGGUUCCAGAGGAAGACGAGGAAGGUCUGGUGACAAGGGUAAGAGAGGUGCACGUGGUAUUAUGGGUCCUCCUGGCAGACAUGGUAAGCAAGGCAUAAUUGGAGUUCCAGGAAUAAAAGGAGAGAAAGGAGAGAAAGGUAAAGCAUUCAUAAAUAAGAAUUUUAAAUUAAAAAGUUUUUAAUACAAUCAUUUACAAAUGUUUUUUAAUCAGUAUACAGUUAGCAUUGUCUACCACACACGCAAUUGAAAGCCUUUCUGAUAUCGUGAGCUCUAGCAUAUUUGAAUUUUCUCAUUGCAACAGUAAUGUCAACAACAAUUCUAUUUUUCCUGUCAGCGUUCAAAAUUGACAUGCUCCUGGUCAGCUAACAGCCAAUUCAAGGUUCAAGUUCACUCUCUAAUUUCUUAAACUACAUGAUUAUAAAGGUCGGAAACAUGGAUAGCGCUCUCAUUAGGUUGACUUCGAAAUUUUAUGAUGACCUUAAAUUUAAUACCUUUAACAGGCGCAAUGGGUCCCAGGGGAAUAAUGGGACUGAAGGGUGAUCCGGGAGAAUCUAUUUCAAUUCCAGAGGCGAUGGUAUCUCCUAGCUACUGCCUGGACAACUCUUGGUUUCCAGCGAAAGCCUGGUGGGUAAAGAUAUCUUUUCUCCUUCUGGGAAGCAACGUUGCAGCUCCUUUCAACAAAAGAAAAUACCCUUGUAAUUCUUCCUUGCUCUAACACCUCUAAUGGGUCGGGUCUGUUUUAAGAAUAAUCAGGGGCACCCAAGGAGGGUUUCCUCCUAGUACAUCAGUUAAAAACACUUUUUCGGCCAUCCAGAGUACUUUUAGAUCUCUAGAAAAGCAUUCUAAGCGGCGCUAUAAAAUUUGUAUCUGUUCGGUCAUCCUAGAGGAACUUGAGUCUUUUGGAAAUUACAAGGGCUUCAGCAUUAUUUUCCCGAAAAUUUUAGAUGAAAUUUGACUUAUUACGAAAGCGAGACAUUUUCUUGUUCCUCUCUCCAUCACAAUUUUGAAUCCGAAAAUUUUAGGCUUCUUUUUUUCUAUGAAAAAUAGCCUAACUUGGGAAGUAAUAUGCGAAAAUUAAACUUCAGAAAAUCGUAGGGAAUUUAUUAGAUAAGCGUAGAAAAUUGUACAUGAAUGGAAAGGUCAUCUAGAAACUUUUAGCCGUCCUCAGGAAAUAGAUCGUUUUCACUGUCACGCAACAAAAAAAUAAAUUGGAAACCGUCAGGUGGAAGAAGCCAUGAAAAUGAAAUGUUAAAAAAGACUAAUGUAUAAACAAUUUUUCCAAGUUUCAGGUCUUUGUGGCCCACAGUUUCUGAGGUAUUUGCCGAAACUUUUCAUGGACCUUUGUAGAGCUUUGUAUAUAUUGGCGUACCGUUUAAGUGCACCAAUAUGGCCGCCGGAAAUCAACAAAAACAUCUGGAGUUCACUUUUUCUAUAAAAAAAAGCGCUUUCUUUUCACUCGACAACUAGCAUACGUGCGCAUAAACAUAUCUUUUAAUACCUGAAAUGGUUAUACUGUUGAAGGAGGAGACUGAGACUUUUUUUCAACGAGACAGCAUUCCUAUUUUGGUGUCACGCGCUGUGAAAACUCAGAAGUUCAAAUUGCUGUAUUUUCGAAAUGAAACAUGCAAUGGGAAUGGAAACCUGUACAAAUAUUUACUUUUUGUUUAUCAUCAAGCUAGUGUAAAUAAGAAUUCGUAAAACCUCUCUAUUUUGACUUUACAAUUUGAUGACGUCACUGUGCAAACCAACUAUAGAACAUUCUAGGCAAUAUUUGCUUCUCCGAACAGAUAUUUUAAAGAAAAUAGUCGUUGGGUGUCCCUGAAUAAUAAUACUUCGAGCAACGCAGUCAUUGACUAUUUGAAAAGAAACGCCUCAAGUAUAAGGCAUUUCUGUACUUAGAAGUUGACAAUUACGUCUUUUUUUUUUGUUGUUUUUUUUUUUAACUCAGUUGUAUAUUCAGUGGAACAUGUUAUUGGAAAUAGAUCCUCUAGAGUAAAUCAAUCUGAACAUUCCCUGUACACUAUCGUGGUACAAGCCAGGAGUAAAACAUAAAGAGUAGUUCGGGCUUAUUUGCUAUCAAGUUAUAUCUUUUUCUUUUUUAGUUUCCUGUGACGCUGUUGUAACAAAAUUUUCAUCAAGCAGAAUCUAUAACCUUAACAUUCAGUCUACACAAUUCCAGGUGAGCUAACAUGGCAGCUAAUUAUAAACACAUCACUCUAGCUUUUUUUUUAAUUUUUUAAAUGAAUUAUUUCAUAUAUACUUCACAUCAAAAAAGGUUUAAUAAAAAAAAACAUAGCGAAAAUGGUCCUGUUCUCGAAAACUCCAAGAUUUUGAUCCCUUUUCUUUGAAAAUGUCGUUUCUCGAGGAAACGUUCAGCCGAAGAGUAACGUAUUAACCAAACAACUACCUCUCCUGGUAUAAAAUCCUAAAUGAGAGGCCUUAGAAGAAUCAAUAGUCAUUAUGCAAAUUUAGCGCUCUAUCGAAGUUAACAUCCAUGAUAUUUAAUGUCAAAUUUUUCUUCAGUACCGUCGAGCCCUGGCGUUGAACCGCCACUUACGAACUAACCCCCACAGACGGGCACCCACCGCGCCAGUGGUACUGGCAAUCUCAGCCUUUUUAACUUCUCGGGAGCAGACACCUCACGCAAGCGGACAUGGACAUGGUUUCGAGGGUACCCGCUUAUGGGAGUUUACAGCUAUUAAGCUGAGCCGAGAGGCUUUUCAUAUAUGUUCUCUUAGCUGAGCGGAACGCACACAUUUCCGAACUUUAGUAGGUUAUUGCUUUUUUCCUUUUGGUUUCUUUUACACAGGUGUAUUGUGACAUCACAUUGCAAGAUACACCAUGGACUCUUAUCGCCAGAUUUUCAAAUCGCGACACCAAGUCCUGGAUGCGAGAUGAUGGUCUCUGGUGGUAUGACCAAAAUGCUUCCAUGGGAACAACAACUGAUCCGUCGGUCAAUGGGGACAUGAUCUCACCAGCUUUCUGGAUGGUUAGAGGUGGCGAAUUUAAGAUCACGCGCAGUGAUGAUUCCAGUCACACGCCACUGCUGCAGACCACGGGGAACUGUUUGGGUGGACAAACAUUUCGAUCAAAAAUCACAAGUUAUGGUAACUUUAGAAACGGCAAGGUUUGGUCCAGUGACAGGUGCCUGGGAAGCUGCACGGUUCAAUAUGGCGGUCAGUAUAAGACAACAGACGGGUUUCAACAGGCUGAGUGUAGUAGCGACAUCCAAAGUAGCAAUAAGAUAGGCUUCUGGUGUGACUGGGAUGGUGGUGAUGGAUCAGUGAUGAUGAUUGGAGGAGGAGGAAGUGGCUGUGACCGCGCUGAUCAUGGGAUUGGAAUAACAGAAGCGAACGACGCUUCUUUUGGAUACGCAAAUGAAAAUGACUUUGGAUAUAUCGCAGAAGCGUCUUAUUCAUUAAACUUGUGGAUCCGUUGA
Porites lobata is the source of this 4786-nucleotide messenger RNA. NCBI's taxonomy places the organism in Eukaryota, Metazoa, Cnidaria, Anthozoa, Scleractinia, Poritidae. The record is from the annotation of a GenBank genome assembly.